AUGGCUGCCGAGCACAUUCGCUGCUGGCUUCUGAUACUGGCCUCGGUCAUCACCACUACCGCGGCCGCGAGACGCGGUGCUCCCCUCGCCGCCAACUGGAGGCCCGCCGAGCCCACCGGCACCAACGCCCCCGAUGGCCUGACUCACCUUCGCGUCUCGCACCGGCCAACAGACGCGCCCCGCCUCGCGUCAUGGCAGGACUUGAGACGCGGCGUCGAGGUCGGCACAAACACCUGUGGCUUCUUCACUGACGAGGGCACUCCCCACCGAACGUCAUCUAACGAGCCUCGAUCAGGUUCCCCCAUGAUAUGCAAGCGCGGGUACACGUGCACCAACAUCGGCAACUACCGCGACUGCUGCGUCGGCGACGACUGCACGACUUCGACCUUUGCCACUGCCUGUGUCGACUUCGACGACCCGACGUGCUCGAAUCCGGCCGAUGGCACGGAAUGCUGCGCAUCCACAGACGGACGCCCCUACUAUUGCAUCACGUACCUCUGGUCGACGACGGCAACGACCAGCAAAACCUUCACCCUGUUCAACUGCGAGGCCAGGAAGUUCUCCAACGCCCCCCAGGUCCUCCUCGCCGAGCCGCUCAAUUCAACGUCAUCAUCAGGCCCCACAACCGUGCGACCAGCAAACUCGGUCUCGCCCUCGACGACGACGAAGACGGUCGUCGGCUCCUCCAGCUCGGCUCCUCCAACAGACGCCGCCGCAAACGCGUAUUCGGAAGGUGGGAGCAGCGGCGCCCCCGUCGGCGCCAUUGUCGGCGGCGUUGUGGGCGGGCUCGCCGUGAUCGGGCUCGUGGUCCUGGGGAUAUUCUACAUGGUGAUCCGCAACCGGAGAGCAAACGGUUCCGGCUCGGCGGGAGGAGCCGGCGAGCCCGAGGGAGGGCCGGGCGGUGCGGGAGGCCCAGGCCAGGCAGGGAGCGCCAUGUCGAGCUCCAACGCGCCGCUGCUCAGCUCGGGUCUGAGCAGCUCCAGCGGCGGCCCUUCGCCGUCGUCGGCGACGCUCGUCGGGAGCACCGGCCUGCGCAGCCCAGAGGACCUCCAGGGACUGGGGGCGCUGAUCCCGUCGGGCCGCCCGCGAGAGAAGAUGUCCCCGGUUGAGCUCGUCACCACCCCGACCUACAGCGAGCUGCCCACGCAGGAUAACAAGGCGGAGCUGCCCGCGUGA
This is a messenger RNA of Lasiosphaeria miniovina, 1176 nucleotides long. RefSeq lists its product as uncharacterized. Lineage: Eukaryota; Fungi; Ascomycota; Sordariomycetes; Sordariales; Lasiosphaeriaceae. The transcript is spliced from 3 exons. Bases 1 to 1176 code for a protein of 391 amino acids. The record is from RefSeq and is a predicted model, not a curated record.